AUGUCAACUGCCCUGGCAGACUCUGGAGAGUACAUCGGCCAGUCUGGUCACAGUUAUAGGAUUGAACGGGUGCUUCAGGAAGAGAAAUUUCACCCACGGCGAGUUUGCCUUGCUACUGCUGGAGACCGAAAGUUCAUAUUGAAGUAUAUUCACACGGUUAAUUACGAGGACCUUCAAGAGAUAUAUAAUAGGCUACGCGGCGAUGCUAACCAUGUCCGUCUCGUCCAAGACACCAUCCCUGAGAAGUCAAUGUUCGUUUUUGAGUACUACACGGAUCAUCUCCUAAACCUUGCUCAGAAGGACUUGCCUCUCAAAGUGAAAAAGAAGAUCCUCAAGCAUGCUCUUUGUGGAAUUGCAGAACUCCAUGAUCAAGAUAUUGUCCAUACAGAUAUCAAGCCAGUCAAUGUUUUUAUCGACUGGAAAGGUGACCGGGAUGGAAUCGUUAUUGAUCGAGUCCAACUUGGGGAUCUUGAAGAUGCCGCGCAUAUCCCUCCCGGAUCACAUAUGAUUGGAAAACAGGUGGGGAACCGGAUGUGGAGGAGUCCUGAAGCCCAUGCCGAAGGACCUGUGAAUAAGCCAUCUGAUAUUUUCUCUUUUGCUCUUGUCGUAAGUUUGUCAUAA
Molecule: messenger RNA, 621 nt
Organism: Paracoccidioides brasiliensis Pb18
Exons: 3
Coding region: 1-621 (206 amino acids)
Biological process (GO): protein phosphorylation
Molecular function (GO): protein kinase activity; ATP binding
Source: RefSeq, a predicted model, not a curated record